ACAGGGGACCGACCUUCCGCGACGCGGACGCAUCUGACCACUCGCAGGAGUCCAGGCCUCGGGCCCGCGGCCCGCGCGCGCCCCCGCGAAUCCCGCCCCCGCGGGCAUGCGCACCAAGCCCCUCUGCAAGGGCGCGCCCCCGCCGCCGCAGCCGCCGCAGCCGCACGCGCCCGCCGCCUGGAGGCCGGGCCAGGCCGCGGCGGAGGCAAGGCCCAGCGCCCUGGGCGGCGCGCGGCCGCCGAAGUCCGUCCUCCCGGUGGGGCGACAAGCGGCGCAGGGGAGGGGACAGCCCGACAAGCAGGAAGCUGCGGCUUAAAAGGGCAGCUCGCGCCCAGCCCUUCCUCCCGCGGUCCAGGCCUGCGAGCUCCGGUCUUCACUGCUCCCACCGUUCUCGCCUUAGCCCGCCGCCAUGUACCGCCGUCUGGGCGAAGCGCUGCUGCUGUCCCGCGCCGGGCCCGCUGCCCUGGGCUCUGCGGCUGCAGACUCAGCCGCGCUGCUCGGCUGGGCCCGCGGACAGCCCUCCGCUGCCCCGCAACCCGGGCUCACGCCGGUCGCCCGGCGCCAGUACAGCGAAGCGGCCGCCGACCGCGAAGACGACCCCAACUUCUUCAAGAUGGUGGAGGGCUUCUUCGACCGCGGCGCCAGCAUCGUGGAGGACAAGCUGGUGGAAGACCUAAAGACCCGGGAGAGCGAGGAGCAGAAGCGGAACCGGGUGCGCGGCAUCCUGAGGAUCAUCAAGCCCUGCAACCAUGUGUUGAGCCUCUCCUUUCCCAUCCGGCGCGACGACGGCUCCUGGGAGGUCAUCGAAGGCUACCGGGCCCAGCACAGCCAGCACCGCACGCCCUGCAAGGGAGGUAUCCGUUACAGCACUGACGUGAGUGUAGAUGAAGUGAAGGCGCUGGCUUCUUUAAUGACAUACAAGUGCGCAGUGGUCGAUGUGCCAUUUGGAGGUGCUAAAGCAGGUGUUAAGAUCAAUCCCAAGAACUAUACAGAUAAUGAAUUAGAAAAAAUUACACGGAGGUUCACCAUGGAGCUAGCAAAGAAGGGUUUUAUUGGUCCUGGCAUUGAUGUGCCUGCCCCAGACAUGAGCACGGGUGAGCGGGAGAUGUCCUGGAUCGCUGACACGUAUGCCAGCACCAUAGGGCACUAUGAUAUCAAUGCACAUGCGUGUGUUACUGGAAAACCCAUCAGUCAAGGAGGCAUCCACGGGCGCAUCUCUGCUACUGGCCGGGGUGUUUUCCAUGGAAUUGAAAACUUCAUCAAUGAAGCUUCUUACAUGAGCAUUUUAGGAAUGACACCAGGGUUUGGCGAUAAGACAUUUGUCGUUCAGGGAUUUGGUAAUGUGGGCCUGCACUCUAUGAGAUAUUUACAUCGUUUUGGUGCUAAAUGUGUUGGUGUUGGAGAAUCCGAUGGGAGUAUAUGGAAUCCGGAUGGUAUUGACCCAAAAGAACUGGAAGAUUUCAAGUUGCAACAUGGAUCCAUUCUGGGCUUCCCCAAAGCCAAGGUCUAUGAAGGAAGCAUCUUGGAGGCUGACUGUGACAUUCUGAUCCCUGCAGCCAGCGAGAAGCAGUUGACCAAAUCCAAUGCACCCAGAGUCAAAGCCAAGAUCAUUGCUGAAGGUGCCAAUGGGCCAACCACUCCAGAGGCUGACAAGAUUUUCCUGGAAAGAAACAUCAUGGUUAUUCCAGAUCUCUACUUAAAUGCUGGAGGAGUGACAGUGUCGUAUUUUGAGUGGCUGAAGAAUCUAAAUCAUGUCAGCUACGGCCGAUUGACCUUCAAAUAUGAAAGGGACUCUAACUACCACUUGCUCAUGUCUGUUCAAGAGAGUUUAGAGAGAAAGUUUGGAAAGCAUGGCGGAACUAUUCCUGUGGUCCCUACAGCAGAGUUCCAGGACAGGAUAUCGGGUGCAUCUGAGAAAGACAUCGUGCACUCUGGCUUGGCCUACACAAUGGAGAGAUCUGCCAGGCAAAUUAUGCGCACGGCCAUGAAGUACAACCUGGGAUUGGACCUGAGAACAGCUGCCUAUGUCAAUGCUAUCGAGAAAGUCUUCAAGGUGUACAAUGAAGCUGGUGUGACCUUCACAUAGACAGCUCACAGCUGACUUCUUUACCACCUCUUCACCUAUAAUUUCUGCAGACCUGUCACAAGUUUACAUGUAACCAUAGAAAUCUGUUCUUGUGACUCAUUAGUUAAUGGACACUGUUCUCAACAAGUCAGUUGGAAUCAGCCCCUUAAGAGAAAGAGAUUAAGUUAGAGGAUCAUGUACAAGCUGAUGGUAUAAAAGUAGGAAUCACGUGUAUCCGAACCAGUUAGGUGUUUUGCUUUUAGGUAAAGUCUCUGCUCCUGGCUGUGCUGCCUUGCUCUGGGCUCUUCCCAACAGGGUCUGCUGUUGCCAGGGAAGGAAUCAAGAGCAGUCAGUCACUUCUUGACAAGUCUGGGAACUCCAAAACAUAAGAAAUAGGUGUGUGGCAUUUUGCAAAGGUGGCAUGGUCCUUGAAUGAGUUAUUGCUGUUUUACAUCAACAAAAUAACUCAGUUUUCUAAGUUGCAAACAAAAAUAAAAGCUAUUUCUCAUGUGUUUUAUUCUUUCAGAAUAAACCAAUACCACAUGCUGCUAUAAUAAAAUUGCCUUCAACCACUUAAGCCUAACCUUUACUCAAGCAGUGAACGCCUAAAAUACAAGAAAUGGAAGAAGCUAGUUUUUUAUAAAACAGUAUCAUUUGUAGCUUAUUGGCCCUGCAUCAUUGUCCAGCAGAAAUAAAGUAGCACUAUGGGGUGCUCUCCUAAUACCUGCAAGUGACAAGGGACUCUUGGGAACUUGUAACGCAGUCCAGAGAGUGCAGUAACCACUUUACCAUGAAAAUCACUUGUUCUUCCCAUUUGGAGAUCUAUUAUGUUGAGGAAUUGAACCAUAAUUCAAAUAGAGUGUCCCAGAAAAAGACUUGGGCUCCAUGUUUGGAGUCUGACUGGCUUUGGGCACAGCCAGUGGCCAGGCUCAACCUGUGUGUCCCCUCCUUCCAAGGCUUUGCGUUCUGCACACCGCCUCACUAGCAGCAGGCUAGACACACCUGCCUGGGCUUGACUUGAGCUUGGGGAGUGAUUGGCCAGGGCUUUUAAACAGGAAUGUUCCACAGAAGUACCAGACAUUAUUUAUAUAAGAAUGAACGCUUUUUUUUAACAGUAUCCUUUCAGGAAUUUCUAACUACUUUGUAACUGCAUGAUUAACUUGGUGAUAAAAGCAGUUAUUAAAAGUCUACAUUUUCCAAAA
Messenger RNA from Mastomys coucha (southern multimammate mouse), 3267 nucleotides. It is a transcript of the gene Glud1, whose product is annotated as glutamate dehydrogenase 1. The record is from RefSeq and is a predicted model, not a curated record. The transcript is spliced from 13 exons. Gene Ontology annotation, molecular function: L-glutamate dehydrogenase (NAD+) activity. NCBI's taxonomy places the organism in Eukaryota, Metazoa, Chordata, Mammalia, Rodentia, Muridae. Gene Ontology annotation, cellular component: mitochondrion. Gene Ontology annotation, biological process: L-glutamate catabolic process. Bases 410 to 2086 code for a protein of 558 amino acids.